Messenger RNA from Girardinichthys multiradiatus, 2135 nucleotides. It is a transcript of the gene ckmt1, whose product is annotated as creatine kinase, mitochondrial 1. The record is from RefSeq and is a predicted model, not a curated record. Gene Ontology annotation, cellular component: mitochondrion. Bases 171 to 1418 code for a protein of 415 amino acids. Gene Ontology annotation, biological process: phosphocreatine biosynthetic process. NCBI's taxonomy places the organism in Eukaryota, Metazoa, Chordata, Actinopteri, Cyprinodontiformes, Goodeidae. Gene Ontology annotation, molecular function: creatine kinase activity. The transcript has 9 exons.
GCUCUCUCCGUCCAUCUUGAUGACCCUCCCUGGUCAACCGUUGUCCUUAUAAUUCCAUCAUUUAAGCUUCAUCACCUUCUCUCCAUCAACCUACCUGUUCGUCCCUCCGUUCAACCCUGUCAGUAAGACCCUUUGUAAGCGCUAAAUUCUAAAGAAAAGAAUUAGAAAAGAUGGCCAGUAGUUUCUCAAGAAUCCUCUCCUCCAAGAGAAACGUCGGAAUCCUGUCGUUGGUCGGAGGCUCCGUAGCGGCUGGAUUUCUGCUUCACCGGGAGCAGGUCACCGCCGGAGAACCUCUGCGCAGGAGGUACCCCGCCAGUGCGGAGUACCCUGACCUGCGCAAACACAACAACUGCAUGGCCAGUAACCUGACACCUGCCAUCUAUGCCAAGCUGUGUGAUAAGACCACGCCCAAUGGGUUCACACUGGACCAGGCCAUCCAGACAGGUGUGGACAACCCCGGGCACCCCUUCAUCAAGACUGUUGGCAUGGUGGCAGGAGAUGAGGAGUCCUAUGAGGUGUUUGCAGACCUGUUGGACCCUGUUAUCAAAGAGAGGCACAAUGGCUAUGAUCCCAACACAAUGAAACAUCCCACUGACCUGGAUUCCAGCAAGCUUCAUUCAGGUAACUUCGAUGAGCGUUACGUGCUGUCGUCCAGGGUGAGGACAGGCCGUAGCAUCAGGGGCCUGAGCCUGCCCCCUGCCUGCACCCGGGCAGAACGCAGAGAAGUGGAAAGGGUGGUGGUGGAUGCUCUCGCUGGGCUGAAGGGAGACCUGGCUGGCAGAUACUACAGUCUUACUCAAAUGACAGAGAAGGAGCAGCAACAGCUCAUUGAUGAUCACUUCCUGUUUGACAAGCCUGUGUCACCACUCCUGACAUGUGCAGGCAUGGCUCGUGAUUGGCCCGAUGCCCGUGGUAUUUGGCACAACAAUGAGAAGACAUUUCUGAUUUGGGUCAAUGAGGAGGAUCACACCAGAGUUAUCUCCAUGGAGAAGGGAGGUAACAUGAAGAGGGUCUUCGAGAGGUUUUGCAAAGGUCUCAAAGAGGUGGAGCGUCUAAUCCAGGAGAGAGGCUGGGAGUUCAUGUGGAACGAGAGGCUUGGCUACGUCCUGACCUGCCCCUCCAACCUGGGAACUGGACUCAGGGCUGGUGUCCACGUUAAGCUGCCCCUGCUAGCUAAGGAUCCCCGCUUGAGUAAGAUCCUAGAUAACCUGCGUCUCCAGAAGCGCGGGACCGGUGGCGUGGACACCGCUGCUGUAGGCGGUGUGUUUGACAUCUCCAACCUGGACCGCCUGGGACAUUCAGAGGUCCAGCUGGUGCAGACUGUGGUCGAUGGUGUCAACUAUCUAAUUGAGUGUGAGAAGAGACUGGAGAAAGGCCAGGACAUCAAGGUGCCCCCACCCCUUAAGCAGUUCAAGUAGACACUGAUCCUUCAUCGCUACACACAAACCUUUGGGCACACACACAUGCACAGACACCCUGCCUUGUGGCCAUAGAUAUUAAAACUAUCUAUGUUAUUGUCCCAUUAAUUAUUAAUAUUAUUAUCACUAUGCUACCUUUGUAAUCAACCACCCAUCCCUGCUCUACACUAUAUUCUAUAAUUACAUCUAUAUUUGUUAUAUGUAACUCUCUGGCUGAGCAAUGUUUGGAUCCCAGAACUUCUUUAAAACUGAAAAUGCUCCGAUUCUAAUCCUGCUCUAAAAGGAUAACAGUAAUUUAUAGACUUAUGUCAAAUGUGGAGCUGUUUUAAUAAAACAAAGAUCUGCUUCUCUGCAUGGCCAAAAAGUAAAAAACAACACUCCCUCUCCCACUCCAUCCACCUUUACUCUGCCGCAUGUCCUGUACCAUCCAUCACCUCCACUCACUCCAUCGUAGUGAUGACCUCUUACCUGGUGCUUGUGUAGUCCAUCCGUCUGUGCUAUAGUCUCCAUCGUGGAUUGUGUGUACGUAGUUUCUUUUUCAACGUUUAAUGAUUUUGAAUGUAGAUUUACAAACUGUACAUUGAAGAGAUGUGUUUUCUUCAGAGGAUGUGUUUCUGUGACACCUUGUUGUCACACUGGCCGGGUCGGGCUCCAUACUGUAAGCUCCUGAAGCAAUAACAGAUGUCUUUUAUUAAACAAAUCAUCUAUUUAAUAGGA